Oikopleura dioica is the source of this 348-nucleotide messenger RNA. NCBI's taxonomy places the organism in Eukaryota, Metazoa, Chordata, Appendicularia, Copelata, Oikopleuridae. The record is from the annotation of a GenBank genome assembly.
AUGGCCAACCCCCGAAACUAUUUCAUAAAUGAACAAAUAUUUUAUGGGCAAAAUAGCCUUCUGAACAGCAGAACUGACUCGCGCUCUGUUUCCUCUUUUAAUUCCGACGAACUUGAUGAAAUCAUGGGGAGCGAUUACCAGUCAAUGAGUGAUCAAUCAGAAGUAGAACAUUCCUCCAACGGCACAUUUGGCAGCGGGCAUUUCGACGAAAAAGACCUCGACGUUGAAAUCAUGGAAGACAGCAUUUCUUCAAAUACGGAGUCUGGCCGUUACGAUGAGCAUUACGACAGAGAUAUUGAAUGUGAAUUAUUUGGAAACGAACACGAUACUUCCGAGGACAGCUUUUAA